AUGGAUGCUCUAUUCACCUUCAUUUUCUUCUCACAGAGCAAUGUCGAAGCAACUCUUCUUGCUGCCACUCUUAGUCUACAUGCCAGUGACAGGCUUCCUGCUGGAGAAGGUUUCGUGUAUUGUCCGGCAUACCCUUGCCUUUGCGAAUCGGACAACGGUGCGCUGGUGGUCAACUGUCAGUAUUUGUACCUGACCCAGCUGCCCAAGUUCCUAGCGUUCGACGGAAGGAUUCGAACCCUCUCCCUUCGUCAAAACAGCAUCCGCCAGCUUCCGGCGCGAGCUUUCCGUGGUCUUCACGUGGAGAGCCUCGAUCUGACAGACAACGUCAUCAGUCAGGUGCACGUGUCUGCAUUCGAAGGCCUGGAGAACUCUCUGGAAGAACUUCACUUGCAGGUUUACGCCAUGGAAGGGUUACCAACUGCAGCCAUUAACCGACUGACCAGGCUUGAGAGUCCUUAGGGUGAUUGGCUGCAAAGUGGACACCCUGACCAGUUAUGUGUUUGAAGGACUCCACAUGCUGAAAGAACUCUAUCUGCAGGCAAGUUAUCGGUUUUGCUUUUUUAUAUUUAUUCUCAUUAUC
Pomacea canaliculata is the source of this 580-nucleotide messenger RNA. RefSeq names its product leucine-rich repeat-containing protein 3-like. Gene Ontology annotation, molecular function: protein binding. The record is from RefSeq and is a predicted model, not a curated record. The transcript is spliced from 2 exons. Lineage: Eukaryota; Metazoa; Mollusca; Gastropoda; Architaenioglossa; Ampullariidae. The coding region runs from base 1 to 459 and encodes 152 amino acids.